AUGGGGGCGGCGGAAUCUGCGCAGCGGGACGGCAUGCCCGAGGACGAGGCGAAAGUCCAGGAACAUAAUGUGGAGGGGGACGAGGAGCAGGCAGAGCAAAAUCUCGAAGUGAAGUUACUACAGAAGAAUGGACAAAUAUCCCGUUUGAAUGGAGCCCCAGAGGACCAAGCUGAGGAGUUAAAUGGUCUUUGUGAGGAGAAGGACCUGGCAGAGGUACCAGAGCCAAGUGAAAACAUUGCUGAAGAACCAGUCAAAACAGACACAGACACUCCAAAGAAAGAGGGAACCUCCAUUCCCCCUCCAGAGGACAAAAGCAAGGAUGAGUCUAAGCAUGAGUCUGAUGGUGAAGGAGGUUCAGAUGGGGAAAGGAAAAGGCCAUGGAGUUCCUUCAGAAAACUUGUCACCCCUAAAAGGCAACGGACUAAGCGUCUAUCUGAGAGCGAAGACGAAACAACAGAAAAGCCAUCUGCAGAUACCCAAGCCCCUGAAACUCAAGAGGAGGGCAAACCAAGUGAAGAGCAUGAGCAAACUGAACCUUGUCUGGAGGAGCCCAAAAAGAAGUCUGAGUUGUCUGUUUCCUGGGAGGCCCUGAUAUGUGGAGGAUCUACGAAGAAAAGGAGCAGAAAAGGUUCAAACUCAGAGGAUGAGGUUGCAUUUGAGAAGGACAGCAGGCCUGAGGAUGACCAAGGAAAGACUGCAGAAUCUCCACUGGGAAGUUCUCUGGAAGGAGAUGAUGAGCAUGUUUCUUCUUCUCUAGAACAGUCUGGCAGUCCAGCUGAAGGUGAUGGGACAUCGGCAUGGAAGUCCCUCAAGAAACUUGUAACCCCAAAGAGGAAGUUAAGAGUAGGAGAAUCAGCCGAGCAAAUCCCCUCUGAUGGUGAAACCACUAAAGAUGAAACUUCAUUUUCAGUCAAGAAACUAAUCUCAGGACGAAAGAAGCGAAGGUCUGAUGGAAGACAGGAACAGACAUCAUCUGAUGAGGCUGGUAAAGAUGCUGUAUCAGAAGAUGAAGAUGAUGAAACACCAUCAGUGGUGCCUUUGUCUGAAUUUGAUGUGAUCGAACCAAGCAUGGUGCAUACGAUACCAAAAGAUGAGGAGCCCACAGACAUUACCCAGGAAACUGAAGAGAAACUGCCCCCACCUCACCAUGACCUUGGCACUCCAAUUGUUGCAACUGUCCCAAAAGACUUUGAGGACCUGACAGACUACAUAACCAAGCAUCAGCAGCUCAGUGACAUACCAGAAGAGAGCAUUGUAUCACCUAUUGACUGA
This is a messenger RNA of Sardina pilchardus (European sardine), 1272 nucleotides long. RefSeq names its product A kinase (PRKA) anchor protein 12a (gene akap12a). Gene Ontology annotation, cellular component: cytoplasm. The record is from RefSeq and is a predicted model, not a curated record. The transcript is spliced from 4 exons. Lineage: Eukaryota; Metazoa; Chordata; Actinopteri; Clupeiformes; Clupeidae. Bases 1 to 1272 code for a protein of 423 amino acids. Gene Ontology annotation, biological process: regulation of protein kinase C signaling; signal transduction. Gene Ontology annotation, molecular function: protein kinase A binding; calmodulin binding.